CGCUUAUUGUGUGAGCGAGUCGGCUCGUUUUAUUUUCCCAAUUUAGUUGUAUCAACUUGGUGUUCAAGAGUUAUAUCCUGUCCUGAAACUGACUAGAAGGUCCACAGCGAGACCACUGGUCGGCCGGUUGUGUAGCAGUGUCUUAACAUAGAGCCGGGUUUCUGGUGUUAUUCCUUUGUAAAUACUGUUAUUUGUAUAUACUGUAAAUGAUGACGUCCAUGGGCGGGAACCGAGCCCGGGGCAGCUGGGAGCAGACACAGGGCCAGACACAGAGUCAGACACAGCACAAGCAGAGGCCUCAGGCUACCGCAGAGCAGAUCCGACUCGCACAGAUGAUUUCAGACCACAAUGAUGCAGACUUUGAAGAGAAGGUCAAACAGCUGAUUGACAUCACGGGCAAGGACCAGGAUGAGUCCAUGAUAGCACUGCAUGAUUGCAAUGGGGAUGUCAACAGAGCCAUUAACGUGUUGCUGGAGGGUAGCCCAGACACUGACUCCUGGGAAAUGGUGGGCAAGAAGAAAGGGGUGUCGGGUCAGAAGGAGACCAGCCAGGCAGAAACUGGAGAGGAAGGAAAAGAGAACAGAGAGAAGGGAGGAGAGAAAGAUGCAGCACGUCGUCGAGGUGGAGCGCCACGUAAGGGCCGCGGAGCCAGCAGGGGAAGAGAGUUUCGUGGUCAGGAGAACGGCCUGGAUGGAGGCAAAGCUGGCGGCAUAGCUGGUAGAGGGGCAGAGCGAGGCCGAAGGGGAAGAGGCAGAGGAAGGGGAACUGUCGGAGUAUCUGGACGGCGAGGAGGCAGAUUUUCGGCGCAGGGCAUGGGCCAGAUUGAUAAGGGGUCCAGAUAUGAUAUUGCAGGAGGUGAGAGGACGUUCAACCCUGCCGACUACGCGGAGCCGACCCAGACAGAAGAAAACUACGGAGGGGGCAGUACCUGGAACAACACAGGAAACAUGGAGCUAGAGGAGGGAGCUAGGAUGGAAUACUCUGCAGGAGAGGGAACAAAUUACCCACCCAAGUUUGACUCUGCUCCUGGUGCUUGGAGAUCUGCCACAGAGGAGUGGGGCACUGAGGACUGGAAUGAAGAUCUUUCGGAGACCAAGAUAUUCACAGCUUCCAGUGUGGCGUCCAUGCCUCUUCCUCAAGAGAAUGUCACCAUCACCAAAGGACAGAGGAUUGACCUUGCGGUGCUCCUGGGGAAGACACCACCGUCUUCCUCCUCAGAGACAGAAAACGCCCCCAUGGAGGCCACCCAACCCCCUUCCUUGUCCCAAUCACUGGUUUUCAGCAACUCCAAGCAAGGGGUGCCACUCUCCCAAACAUCCUCCAGCACCCCUUACACCCAGCACAGCAUGGUUAGCAUGCUGGGCAAGGGUUUUGGGGAAGUGGGGGACCCUAAAGCUACCACAGGGACCACUGGCUCCCAGUUCCUGGAGCAGUACAAAACAGCCCAGGCACUGGCCCAGCUGGCAGCCCAACACUCCCAGACUGGACCUCCCAACACAACUCCUUCAUCCUGGGACACGUCACUGGGACAAUAUGACAUGAAGACUCAGCAGGAGUCUGCGAUCCACACGCCCUUUACAAAGCGGCAGCCCUACCAGGCCGCCACGUCAACCUCGUCCAUGUUGGAUGUUUUCCUGCAGGACAAAGGCCUGCCUCCUUCCUCGUCAUCUUCUUCUUCCUUACCGCAACAACCCACAUCCUCACCCCAUGCAGUUCCUCCGCCUGCUUCCUCCCUCCCCAAAAUGACGGGAGUCCAUUCUAUAGGUCAGCAAGUUUCCCCGAGUUCCUCGGAUGCCCAGGGUUCAAGUCCGCUGCCUUUGCAGCAACACAAACUUAAGCAGCAGAAGAAGAGGACCUCCAUUACAACCAAGAUUCCAGCAAUGGCGGUGGAGAUGCCUGGCUCUACAGACAUCUCAGGCCUCAACCUCCAGUUCGGAGCGCUGCAGUUUGGGUCAGAACCAGUGCUGCCAGAGUACGAGUCCACUCCUACCACUGCGCCACCGGUCAACCAGGUCCCGAACAGCCUCUACACAAGCCCCAGCAGUGAGUCGACUCCAUCUCUUUCCAACUCCAGCCAGAUGGACCUGUACGAUCAGAGAGCAUCUCAGACACGACGUUACCCUCCUUCGGUCUCCUCCUCCCCUCAGAAGGACAUGCAGCCCAAGAAACCUGUGAGCUCACCUUCAUUGUUGGUUUUACAGAAUGGCUUCAGUUCAAUACAAGCAACGCAAUCUGUGGAAGCUGCAGCAGGCUCUGCAGUGUCAGUCAAGCCGGCCUCUGAUUCAGUCACGCCAGCAUCCGUCUCCAGCAUGGGCACGUUGGCGGACAGCGGCUCAGGCCCCGCCUCCUUGUUGACAACAUCCAACCAGUCGUCCCUUAGCGCUCUGGGGCACAAUGAAGACCUGCCUCCUAGCACCAUGCCCCCUCCUCAACACAACAACUCUCACCCAUCACAACAGAGCAGCCUCGCUCCUUCAGUCCGAACAUCCAACUCAAGCUUAAUGCACCCCGGUGUAGACGGUGACUCGAGCCUCCACUCGUCAUCCUUCCCUUCCUCCGUCUCUGCCGUACCGUCUUCAUCUGUCCCCUCCUCCUCUUCCUCCGUGGCUGCUGCCCAGGUGUCCCUGGGGGCUCCUCAGGCCUCCUCGGUGGGCUCCGCCACGGUCUCGGCUCCCUCCGGUCUGAGUGCCGUCAGCAGCCUGGCAGCCAUGGGGCUCAACCCUGCCUCCAUGGGGGGCCCGGCUGCAGCAGCAGCCGCCGCCACCAUUUCAGUCUCCGCGACGACCUCAAACAUUCCCUCUUCGGCAACUUCCUCGUCGGCACGCAGCUCUGCAGCAUCCUCAGGGAAAGCACCUCCAAACCUGCCACCCGGAGUGCCCCCUCUACUGCCCAACCCAUACAUCGUGGCCCCUGGACUACUGCACGCCUACCCUCCUCAGGUGUACGGCUAUGACGACCUACAGAUGCUGCAGACAAGAAUACCGCUGGAUUAUUACAGCAUCCCGUUUGCAACUCCCACGACAGCACUGACUGGCAGAGAGGGCAGCCUGACGAGCAACCCUUACUCUGGUGACUUAUCGAAGUUCGGUCGAGGCGAUGCAUCCUCCCCGGCUCCGGCCACCACGUUAGCCCAGACGCAACAGAAUCAGACCCAGACGCAUCACACGACACAGCAGCCCUUCCUCAACCCCGCGCUGCCGCCUGGCUACAGCUACACAAGCCUCCCAUAUUACACUGGCAUGCCAGGCCUGCCCAAUACCUUCCAGUACGGACCUGCUGUGUUUCCGGUGGCUCCUACCUCGUCAAAACAGCACGGUGUGAAUGUCGGCGUCAAUGCAUCUGCCACACCCUUCCAGCAGGCUAGUGGCUACGGUUCCCAUGGAUACAGCACUGGCUAUGAGGAUGUGGGCCAGGCUUCAGGGAGUGGGGAUUUCUGUAAGGGCGGAUACGGCACUGCCGUGGCCGCUGCCGCUUCUGCACAAAACAAGCCAGCCAGCUCUGUCACCGGGCCUGGAGUCGGAGUCUCUGUGACCUCAAGCAACACGGGAGUACCAGAUAUUUCAGGGUCUGUUUACACAAAGACACAGUCGUUUGAGAAGCAGGGUUUCCACGCCGGGACGCCAGCAGCUUCGUUCAGCCUACCCUCUGCGCUGGGGAGCGGCGGACCCAUCAACCCCCCGGCCGCAGCCGGAUACGCUCCGGCCCCCUUCAUGCACAUCCUGGCACCACACCAACAACCCCACUCUCAGAUUCUGCACCACCACCUGCAGCAGGACGGACAGACCGGCACCGGACAGCGCAGCCAGAACGCCUCCAUCCAACAGAAGUCUCAGAUCAACAAGUCGGCCUACAACAGCUACAACUGGGGGGCGAACUAACAUCCGCAACAUGGGGGGCCCCCGCGCUGUUGACAGAUCUGGAAAGGGGGCUCGUCGCUCCUUCCACAACCAGUCUCCACAUGUAAACUCCCUCUUCCUCCUGCAGAGAUUUCCCUCCCCCCGUCUCUUGGCCCAGCACUCCUGCAGCUCUGGCCGCGGUCGGAGGAGGUGCUGUGCCGAGAGAACGAGCGCUGUCAAUGAUGCAUGGGUGGGAGGGAGGGAAGGAGGGACAGGAGGGGCUUAGAAGUGAGGGAAGAUCGGAGCUAUAUGCUAAUAGAAAUACACCAUCAAAAGGUGAAAUAUUGAGUGUUGGGAAUUUGUAUCGUGUUAAUCCCCCUGCCCCACCCCUUUUCUUUCACUUGUAUGUAACAUAGAACUGUUUUCUAAAAGAAUGAACAUUUCCUGUAUGGUCUUCUUUCUUUCUUUUUUUUUUUUGUCUCUUUCCCCCCCUUUUUCUUUUUCUUGCAGAAGGGGAGGAAUGAAAGAAUAUCUGAAGGUGGGGGGACAGGCUGGUUUUGUAUUUCUCACCCUCAACUCCCCACUCUUUAAUUUCAGUGGAAACUUCCCUCCCGUGCAAAAUAAUCCAAACACAAUAAUUUGCUGUUGAAUGUUUGUUUUUGUUUUUUUUCUUCUUCUUCUUCUUCUCAUUUUUUUUUAUGUGAUUUUUAGUUUGAAGAAACAAUUCUCUAAAUUUGGUAGAGUUGUGAAAUUUAUUUUUUACCAAAUAUAGAUAUAUUAUAUAUAAAGACAUAUAAGCAAGCUCUCACUGGCUUGGACUGUGAGGAAAGUGUGUUUGUCAUGUGACUGCGUGCAUGUUUGUACACACAGGGGGCCGUGGUUGUGUACUGUGCUUUUUUUUUUGCCUAGCACAGAAUUUUUAAUUGUCCAAUGCUUGCACAGUUCCCAUAAAUUCGAGAUGCGUUGCAUAAGGGUCCCGCUUGUUUUGAACGAUGUUGAGAAUGACUUCCAAGGCCAAUACACACCCAGUCUGCCUUCCAGUGUGUUUUAUUUUCUUUGUUUCUGAGGCCCCCCCACACAUCCUCCCCGCUCCACCACCUGUCCUCUGACAUUAUAAGGAAAUCUGCAGCGUUGAAUACUGAUGGACAAAAUUGUACUAUGUUUUUUUUGUUUUUUUCGUCAGUGAUUUUUUUUUUCUUUUUGUACUGUGCGUUUUAAACAAACAACAAAAAAAAAAAAGAUUUAAAUGGAUAAACUUGUCUUGUACAUAUAUAAAAAAAACACAAGUACUGUAGUCCCUGUUUGUUCGAUGGCUUUCUCCUUUUCCUUCUCAAAUCCUUGCAGACUUGUUAGCUUUUUUUUUGUUUCAUAUUUUUUUUUAUUUUGUAAAAAUAUAUAAAUAUUAAGUAAAUAAACAAGAGAAAGACAUUUUCAUCAUUUUGGAUGUGAAUGUCUUUUAAGAAACCAUA
Molecule: messenger RNA, 5305 nt
Organism: Mugil cephalus (flathead mullet)
Lineage: Eukaryota; Metazoa; Chordata; Actinopteri; Mugiliformes; Mugilidae
Gene: ubap2l
Product: ubiquitin associated protein 2-like
Exons: 30
Coding region: 207-3878 (1223 amino acids)
Cellular component (GO): cytoplasm; nucleus
Molecular function (GO): protein binding
Source: RefSeq, a predicted model, not a curated record